Messenger RNA from Caretta caretta (loggerhead turtle), 2126 nucleotides. RefSeq names its product FYN binding protein 2 (gene FYB2). Gene Ontology annotation, molecular function: protein binding. Lineage: Eukaryota; Metazoa; Chordata; Testudines; Cheloniidae. The record is from RefSeq and is a predicted model, not a curated record. Gene Ontology annotation, cellular component: plasma membrane. Gene Ontology annotation, biological process: T cell receptor signaling pathway; protein localization to plasma membrane; integrin-mediated signaling pathway.
AUGCAGGCCAAACCUUUGAUAUUGCCUAGAGUCAAGCAUGGCAACUUGUACCUAGCAGGGAAGAAUGAAGAUACAAAGAAUAAAGCUUUGGAGGGAUCCCUUUGUGGAGAUGCACCUCCUAGAGGGGAUUCGCAGAAACCCUGUCCAACUUCUUGCAUUUAUCAGCAGGCAGCUGUUAAUGCACAUUCGGAGGAAGGACUGUUAAACUCCUUCCAUCAUACUCUGCAGAUCUGGGAAAGUGCUUCAGCUCAGAAUGACAGAAAGUGUGCAGUGCUGCCAUCGUGUGUAAGUGGGAAUCCUUCUGCUCAGCCAGCGGUUCUGAACGCUGCCCUCGGAGCAGAGAGCAACAAAAUGAGGAGAAGUACUUGCUCCUUCCCAGCACUGGAUUUCUCUACCCAAAAGAGAUCUCUCCCAGACAGCAAAAUGCCUGUACUGCCCCAGUCUUCAUCACCUCCCCGUCCAUCCAGAGGUUACAAGAGCACUGAGCAAAGCCCUAAGGUGACUGGAUUCUCUCAGCCUGCUUAUGAUCCACACAAGCCAAGUGAGACCUCUCAGUAUCUGAAAGCAUCAGAACCUUUCCUCCAUCAAGCUGGUACGGAAAGACAACUUGAUGUCAAAGAUAGCAAGCCUCCAAAAGUUAAACCACUUCCUUCAGUUGAAUCUCUUGGUUCCCCUCCAAAGAAACCUCUAAGGCCCCCAAAAGUGAAUCUCUGUGCCUUCUGGCAGUCGGCUCCGCAUGUCAACAGAAAAAACAAAACAGCUGUUGUAGAAGAUGACUACGUGACUCCUGAAAAUGCUGAAUCUGAAGAAGUACAUAAUUAUGAAGAAACCAUGUCAUAUGUGAAACAAUCUGGGAACUCUCUAACCUCGUGUGCCAUUCAGGAUAUUGCUGACUUAUCGAGCACGGGAAUCCGAGAACAUGAAAAGAAGCAGAAAACUUUUCUGUUUGCCUCAUCCAGCACUGAAAGAGUCACAGAGGAUGAAAAAAAGGAAAAAUUGAAAUGGGAUCUUGGUAGAGAGAGGCAACAGCAAAUGAAUAAAGCAUCCAAGAUUAGUGGUGGUGAGGACAUGCUACAUAAAUCACAAAUACAUCAAGGCAAUGAAGGUAGGAAGAACAAGCUACAGGCUAAGCAGGGAGAUACAACUGAUAUCAUCCAAACUGGGAAAUGGCUGGCAAAAGAUGGAGUAGAACAUUCUCGCUAUGUGUGUGUGGGUGCCCUGAAAGCAGAUGAAGACAUGGUGGCUUUAAGCCAAAGGAUUCUGAAGCCAAUGCAGACAUCAGAGGAUGUGUAUGAUGAUGUAGAAGAUAUAAAGCAUGCUGUGAAUCAAGCCUCUGACGCCUUUAGCUCGUUCACUUCAGAUAGCUUUUCAGAAGACAAGUAUGACGAAAUAUAUGAAGAUAUUCAUAAUGGGGAUUAUAAUCCAAUCAAACUGGAUUCAGAUAGAAAAGAAAAACUAAAGCAACUUGGGAAGUUUUUCAAGAAAGACCUAAUUAAAUUGAAGAAUGCCAAGAUGAAGGAAAACCGCCGCAUAUUGUCCAGUUCAGUACCAAACUUAGAGGUGGUGUCCCAAGGAAACAUGGCAUAUGAUGGCAUUGAUGUGGAUCAAAAAGAUGCAAAAGAGAAGGACGACAAACACAAAAAUUGGAAGCUAAAAUUUCUGAUGCCAAAAGAUAAAGAUCAAACAAGAAGCAGUGAAGAUAUAGAAAGUCUUUCCUCUAGAAACUUCUUCAAAGCCAAGAAAUAUAACAUAGACAAGAGAAAGAAGGUGGCAAAAGAAGAGAAGUUAUUUAGAGAGAAAUUUAUGUACAAUAAGGAAAUCACAGUCAUCAACACAGCAGUUGCACACUGUUCUGUCGCAAGCAAAGGAAAACUUGAUUUACCAAUCACCGCCGGAGAACAACUCGAUGUUAUUGACGUCACAGAAGAGAAUCAAGUAAUAUGUCGCAAUUCUGAGGGCAAAUAUGGCUAUGUGCUAUUGGAGCAUUUGGAUUUCAGCCAUUAAUAUUGGUCAUCUGAUGGACAGCCUCUUCCUGGGGAGCCUUGUGGAGAAUCUGCUUUAAGCUUCCCAAAGAUGGUGCAGGUGUGCCUAUACGUGCCAAUUGUGGAAAGCGGAUAUGAAUGUAA